Eleginops maclovinus (Patagonian blennie) is the source of this 2679-nucleotide messenger RNA. RefSeq names its product vesicle transport through interaction with t-SNAREs 1B (gene vti1b). The record is from RefSeq and is a predicted model, not a curated record. Lineage: Eukaryota; Metazoa; Chordata; Actinopteri; Perciformes; Eleginopidae. Gene Ontology annotation, molecular function: SNAP receptor activity; SNARE binding. Gene Ontology annotation, cellular component: late endosome membrane; endoplasmic reticulum membrane; ER to Golgi transport vesicle membrane. Gene Ontology annotation, biological process: retrograde transport, endosome to Golgi; Golgi to vacuole transport; regulation of protein localization to plasma membrane. The transcript has 6 exons. The coding region runs from base 215 to 889 and encodes 224 amino acids.
CAUCUUUCUAUGUUUUAUAUUAGUUUCUAAUUAUAUUUCUAGUCCGGAGAUUCGACCGUUGGAUCACGAGGACCACAACGCGGAAGCGUCUCGUGCAUCUGAUUAUCGUCAAAAGCAAAACUAACAAUUUGGAUUUAAGAUUAUCCUGAGUGCUGUUUUUAAGACAACAACAUACCUUUAUUUAUACUAUAAAGAGGACUUUAACUACUCCGAAAUGUCGUCGGAGGAAUUUGAGAAGCUCCAUGAGAUCUACAAAUCCCUGUUCGAGGAGCUGAAGCUGCUGCCGGAGAAAGCUCUGAGGAGCCAGGGAGAGGAGAGGAAGAGGCUGGUGAGGACCUUCGAUGAGAGGAAGGGGGAGGCUGAGGAAGUGUUAGAGGGAAUGGAUGAAGAGCUGCGGUCCGCUCCGUCCUCCUACAGAAACACCAUGAGCACUAAGCUGCGGAUGUACCACCGAGACCUGGGGAAGCUGCAGAGAGACAUGAAGACCUCCGAUGCUGGAUCCUCCUCACAGGCGGGGGCGGGAAGUCAUCCAGCCAUCUACUCAUCACAGAACCAGCAGAGUACCCACGUUCAGUCCCAGAGAGUGUUGCUGCUGCAGGGCACCGACUCUCUGAGCAACGCGAGUCAGAGCAUCGAGAGAACUCUCCGUAUCGCAGCGGAGACGGAUCAGGUCGGCACUGAUAUCAUCGAGGAGCUCGGAGGCCAGCGGGAGCAGCUGGACCGCGCCAGGAACAAAUUGGUGGAUACCGGAGAGAACCUCAGCAAAAGUAGGAAGAUUCUUCGUGCCAUGUCGCGACGGCUGAUGACCAACAAGCUGCUGUUGGGCGUCAUCAUCAUAAUGGAGCUGGCUAUUCUAGCAGCCGUGGUUUAUCUGAAGUUCUUCCGAUGAUGAGCAAGCCUCCGGACCCAGAGCAGACUCUCUCCCUCUGACUCCCUGCAGCAAUAAUGUGAACUUUUACUCAGCAGGGAUUCUGUCGACAACAAACGGAGAUCUUUGAACUUGUUAAAAGGACCAAAAUCUGCAGAAAUGUGACCUGGGAUUUGCACUUUUUCAUCAGACUGUCAUUACCCUUGAUGCUCUGCAGGGGGAUUUUCUGGAAGUGCGUCAACAGACCCCAGAAGAUGCUCUGCAGGAUUCAAGAUAAAGAUCCUCUGGUGACCUGUGAAGUGUUACUGAUAGACGAUGGUGCAGAAGUGCUGGGAGUUUUAUCAAUCUCUGCAUAGCAUACUUUAUUAUUCUUCCUCCAAACAAUUGCAUUAUGCUUAUUGCUGUCCACUACGGUUUUCCUGCAGUACGACCUCAAAAGUGGGACGUGUAUGCAGUGUGUGUUUAUUAAUCGGCAGUCCUAUUCCUGUGAGCGUGAUAUCUCAAAUACACCUGCAGGAAAAUGUCUUCUAAUUCGGCACAAACAUCCACUUUGAGUCGAGAACGAACGGAUUACAACUCGGUGGAAAAAGGCAAAAGUCCCCGAAGACGUUUUUGCAAUUCAUCACAAAUUCACUCAAAUGUCUAAUAGGAUAAAACGAUGCUGUGAUGGUGUUUCAAAUCUGUAAAUCUAAGCUCCUCCACAAAGAAUCAUGCAAAACCUCCACUUUAUAUCUUGUGUUUAAUGCUCUGAAAUAGGUCAUCCAGCCUGAAAAAAAGCAUAAGUUAACUCUAACUCAAAAUUCACUUUGUGCCAUGAAAUAUUCCUAAAUAAUACCAGUGUUUGAUGAAAUGGCACCAGUUGAUUCUCUGUUUGAAUGGUCACCAUGCCCAGUGUCCCAAUGGUUGUAUUGGGCUUAGUUUUUCCCAGAGAUGUGGAUGAAAUAUGGAAGCUCUUACUAUGUGCUCUGUUCUUAACCGUAAAUAAAGUCGAAUCACUGUAUAAUACAAGAAUCACUAUUUAAAAACCAGUCUGUCCCUAUUCCCCAGUCUGAACGUCAUUAGAGCUAAUGGUUAACCUGAGUCUGCGCUGGUUCUGAAAACAUCCGGCGGAUCUGCAGCAGGUCGGUGCAAACAGCAGCUGUUACUACGCUCCUAAUUCCCAAAUAAUCGCUGAUAAGGUUAUUUUUAAGUGCUGUGUUUUCAAGUGGCACAUCUGCCGCCAUGCUUCCCUUCCGCACGGAUAUCUCGCCUGGCUGGGGUGAUGCCAGACAAACAUGUUGUGAGACUCUGCAGCUGGUGGAGAGAGGAGGGGGAACAUCUGAUUUAUUUUUGGUGCUUUUAUCUGAGACGCUGCCCGUCAUGCCCCUUAAAAAUACAAAAACAAAAACGGUUUCUAGCCUAGUUUUAUAAAAAGACUAAUAUUUUAAGGGUAAUUAAGCAUUUAUUUUUAGGGAAAACUUAACAAAUCAGAUAUUUCUCCGAACAGCAAAGCUCCAAGACUUGUAAACAAAACUCAUUUUAUAUAAACAACUAAAAUGGCCGGAAAUGUAGACAUGGCAAAAAGGACCUAUAAAGUAAAGUAAACGUAAGACAUAAGAGUAAAUUGCAUCUUUACAAAAACAAGGACUAGAACAGAUGAAAUAAAGAAGUCAGAGGUUAUUUAUGGAGUUGUUUGUUGUUUUUAUGAGUGUUUGAGAUGAAAUGAAAAUGUGUUUGAGUGUGUGCAAUGUUCUUAAUUCUUUCGGUAAAUAUAAUGUACUUUUUUCAUCACAGUAGGUCUAGAUGUAUUAAAUGAUAAUUGCACACCAUUA